GAGGUGAUGCUUGCCAUGCAUAGUGACGGGAAGGAGAGGACUGGAGGCUUGGAGGGGGACAAGGUGGCUGUGCCUCACCAGAGCGUACUAACAGAAGCCCCCCUUCCUUUCCCGAAGGCCGGGAAGAAGUGUCUGGCUGUGUACCAGCCGGAGGAGCCCACAAACUUCACCCUCGCGGGCUGUGUCAGCACUCACACCUACCGACCCAAGUACUGUGGUGUCUGCACUGACAACAGGUGCUGUAUCCCCUACAAGUCCAAGACUAUCAGCGUCAAUUUCCAGUGUCCAGAGGGUCCAGGCUUCUCCCGUCAGGUCCUGUGGAUCAACGCUUGCUUCUGCAACCUGAGCUGUAGGAAUCCAAACGAUAUCUUUGCUGACUUGCAGUCCUACCCUGACUUCUCAGAGAUUGCCAAUUAGCUAGGUGUGUGGCUCGGGGCAAAGCUCCAUGUUUGCAGAGCAGUCAGCCCUCUGAGGCCCAGGACUUCACAGUUGAGCCUUAUUCCAGCCCCUCCUACUCAGUUCCGAAUUCCCUGAUCCUGACUCUCAGUUUCUGUUCCUACUCCGACCAUCCCAAUGGCCCAGGAGAAUGCUGCUCAGGGUUGGACAAGGCAUCCUUCCUAGGGGAUAUUCUAAAUCACUCCAAAGAAAUAAACAUCUCAGACUGUUCAAGAUGAAUCUCAAGCCUGACUAGGCCUGUCUGGCUCCAGCCUGCUCAAGUUGUCAGAGAUCCUGAUGGAGCUGCAUAAGGGAUGGAAUCCAUUGAAAAGCCAGUAUCACAGACCCCUUCUUCAGAUGCCAAACCUGCUGAUGCUGGGGUCCUCUCAGGCAGAUGGAUGGGGCCGGGGACACAGGAAUAAGCUAUUAUUUGGGCCUUGCUAAAUGAUACUAUCAUGGGCAUGCAUUUCUGCCCACAACACACCAAAAGUGCUCUCAUUCCAAAGAUCUUUGUACCAUGAAGUCACCAAACACUUUCCAGGUGAGGUCAAUGGUGGUGCCAUUUUUUCUUUGCAAUAGAAAAUCAUUUCCAUUAA
Molecule: messenger RNA, 1031 nt
Organism: Cricetulus griseus (Chinese hamster)
Lineage: Eukaryota; Metazoa; Chordata; Mammalia; Rodentia; Cricetidae
Source: RefSeq, a predicted model, not a curated record